This is a messenger RNA of Vanessa atalanta (red admiral), 2632 nucleotides long. Its product is annotated as fatty-acid amide hydrolase 2-A-like. NCBI's taxonomy places the organism in Eukaryota, Metazoa, Arthropoda, Insecta, Lepidoptera, Nymphalidae. The transcript has 13 exons. The record is from RefSeq and is a predicted model, not a curated record. The coding region runs from base 210 to 1772 and encodes 520 amino acids.
UUUUUCGGACUUAUAAUUAAAAAUUUAUUACAAAUAUAGCAAAGAAAAUAAGCAAUUAACUCUUGAUUAGACUAUUACCUUGAUAAAGUGAUUGAUUUUUGUGUGUUUCACGAUUCUGCGCAGGUAUCACUUAUACCGGUGCAAAACAAACCAUUAGGAAUCUGAUUUGAGUUGGUGCAUCAUGGCAUUCGAGGUGGAUUUUAAUUUUAAUGGAGGUAGGCGUGCGGAUAGUGGGCAUCAUUCUACGGGUAUUAAAUUUCCUUUUGGCACCGCUUUUCUGGCUGCGUGCGAGAAACCGGAGGCGAAUACCUCCUAUCAAAGAUACACUGCUUUUGAGAAGUGCUACAGAUAUUGCUGCGGCGAUACGCAGCGGAGAACUGACAAGCGAAGAAGUAGUAUCGAGGUACAUAACGAGAUUGCAAGAAGUGAACCCGCUACUGAACGCUGUCGUCGAUGAGCGCUAUCGUGACGCGUUGAACGAUGCUAGAGAAGUUGACCGAUUGAUCUCAGAAGCGAGAAUCAGAGGAAAUUUAGAUAAAUUGAUAGCUGAUAAACCAUUUUUAGGAGUUCCUUGUACUGUAAAGGAGAGCUGUUCGCUUGCUGGUCUAUCGAACGCCGUGGGUUGCCUGGAGCACGCAGGCCGGCGCGCGACCUCAGAUGGAGGAGGUGUGCGUGCGGUACGUCGCGCCGGCAUCAUACCACUUCUCGUGUCUAACACGCCCGAGCUAUGCCUAGGCUGGGAAACCACCAACCUGUUGCGUGGCACCACCAACAACCCAUACUGCCUGAACCGAACCGCUGGUGGAUCGUCAGGAGGAGAGGCCGCGUUGCUGGCUUGCGGCGCAUCCGCGCUCUCUGUGUCGUCGGACAUCGCCGGCUCCAUCCGCAUCCCCGCUGCCUUCUGCGGCGUGUACGGACACAAACCCACGCCAGGUAUAAUAUCUAUCGAAGGUCACGUUCCAACAUUAACAGAUGAAAACUACGCCAAGUUCCUAACAGUGGGUCCAAUGACGAGGUUCGCUGAGGACCUUGGCCCACUUCUGAAGAUUAUGGCAGGUGAUAAUGCACACCUAUUGGACCUCGACAAGCCCGUUCAUCUGGAUCAGUUAAAGGUGUUCCACAUGUGCGAGGCCACGUCGUCCGCCGCCCUGCUGCGGGUGCCGCGCGCCGUGCAGAGCGCCGUCACCCGCGCCGCGCACCACCUGCAGCGCCGCGGCGCCGCGCUCGCGCACGAGAAAUUUACAGAGCUGGAAGAUUCUGUAGAAAUGUCAGUAUCAGUUUUCUUCUCGAUGAAAGAUAUACCCAACAUGCUUCAAGAUCCCGCAAAUCCAAAACACGACAAGAGCCUCCUGCUGGAGCUGCUGAAGCUGGUGUUCGGCGGCGGCUCGCGCUCGCUGCAGGCGCUCGGGUUCGCGCUGCUGCAUCGCAAGAUGCUCUACAUCCCGCAGGCCGCCGUGCCGCACUACCGCCGCCGCGCCGCCAGGCUGCGGCAGCUCAUGCAGGAAAAACUGGGCGAUUCUGGGGUGCUGCUGUACCCGGUGCACAACUCGCUGGCACACUUCCACCAGCAGGUGUUCCUGCGCGCGUCAGGCGUCAUGUACACGAUGCUGUUCAACGUGCUGGGCCUGCCCGCCACCGCGGUGCCCGUGGGCAUGCACGGGGGCCUGCCCGUCGGCAUACAGGUUAUCGCUGCACCGAACCAGGACAGAUUGUGUUUGGCAGUUGCGAAGGAAUUAGAAAAGGGAUUCGGAGGCUGGCAACCCGCAGCAUAAAUUUAGUUAAGGCCACAUUUAGUAAUAAGUGUCAAUGUCAAUAAACCACAUAUAUGACGUGGUAUCUUUUAUAUGUAAUUUAAGUAUGUUAGUACUUAGUCGAUUUUGGAUUGCGUUUUCUAACUUCCUGGAGACUAAUCCAAGCGUGUUCUGUAUUGAAGUAAAGAUUUUUUACUCGACAGUUUAAAACGCAAACCAAUGUUUUUAUAAAAGACAAAUUUUACAUACGUCUAAAACUCAUUUCAAAGUGAAAUUAAAAACCAUCAAAGUAUGAAAUUCUUACUUAACAAAAAUUAUAUUUUCAUAUAUACUAUUUUAGAUGUCUAUUUAUAUUUAUUAAAUUAAAAAAUGAAUCAAUAAACCAUUAAAAUUUCUACGUAGCAUUAGAAUUCAAAAGAUUUAGAUGUUAUUUUCUUUACAUGUUUUUUUUAUAAAAAUUAUUUACAUUAAAGCUUUAACUAUAUGCAAAUCAAAAUUAAAAAUAGGUACUAGAUUAAAUUAUUACCGCAUGUUGGCAAAAAUGCUAGCAACAUUAACCCUUUUAUCGUAAUACCCAUUUUCGAUCCCGUGGGCAUAAAAUGAACCAGCCUUCAAGUAAUAAAAUAUGUAUUUUGCUUAAUAUGAAAUUUAUGUAAUGAAAUGGACUAUAAGUUAUAUAAACACUUAUAAGAAUAUAAGUCAUCUGUGUAUUGAUGUGUAAAUGUUUUCAAUGUUAGAUAUUUCACCAAUAAAAUUGGUGUCUAAUGAACAAAAUGUAUCACUUUUAUAAUAAUUAUCAAUUGUAAAUAAUAACCUAAAAUUAAUGUUAAUUAAUUUGUGUAAGAAUGAUUUAACUUUUUUUAAAUAAUAAUCUUUAACUG